UGAAGCAAGUGAAUAUCGAACCAGUAAUUAAUGGCGAAUUAUCCAGCCGUUCGGCACAUCUCAAGAUGCUCCAUUAAACCAGAGAGCAUUCCAGAAGAAUCAAAUCAACCUUUUCACUUGAACCCAUGGGAUCUCUCCAUGCUUUCCUCACAUCCCAUCCAAAAGGGUUUUCUCUUUCCCAAACCUCCCCCAACCAAAAACCCUUCCGUUACCAUCAUCGAACACCUUAAGGAUUCCCUUUCCCGCACCCUUGUCCACUUCCUUCCCCUGGCCGGCCGCCUUGUCACUCAUAAACAAGAAAACCCACAUUCUUACUCUGUUUCUCUGGAUUUUAAGAACAACCCAGGAGUGGAUUUUGUCCAUGCUGUUGCAGAUGUGACCAUGGCAGAUAUCCUCUCCUCCAUUGACGUUCAUCCCAUCGUUCAAUCAUUCUUUCUUCUAGACGAAACUGUCAACCACGAUGGCCACACCUUAUCUUUGGUGGCUGUGCAGGUAACAGAGUUACUGGAUGGAAUUUUCAUCGCAUGCUCCUUCAACCAUAUCAUCGGUGAUGGGACUUCUUAUUGGCAUUUCUUCAAUGCAUGGGCUGAGGUUUGCAGGAUGUUAAAGGGAAAGAAUGAUAGCAUCUCACGCCCACCAGUUCUCAAACAGUGGUUUCUCGAUGGCCAUGGCCCUAUAAUCAAUUUACCUUUCUCUCACCAUGAUGAGUUCAUUGACAGGUACAAGCCACCUGUGGUGCUCAGAGAGAGGUUUUUCCAUUUCUCACCACAAUCCAUUGCGAAUCUCAAAGCUAAGGCCAACGAAGAAUGCAAAACCAACACCAGCACCAUAUCCUCCUUCCAGGCCUUGUCUGCACUUGUUUGGAGAUGUGUGACACGGGCACGCCGCCAUCUACCCAGUCACCAGAAAACAAGUUGCAGGUUAGCCAUCAAUAAUAGACCAAGACUGAACCCACCAUUAUCACCGGACUACUUUGGAAACUGCGUUCAGACUGUGAGCGCAACCGUGACUGUUGAAGAACUGCUCAGCCAUGAAAUUAGGUGGGUAGCAUGGCUAUUGCACGAGGCUGUGAAUGGGCAUAAUGACAGUAAAGUGCGGGGGUGGCUGGAAGGGUGGAUGGCGAGUCCUUUCAUUUACCAGCUUAGCAAUUUCUUUGAUCCUUGCAGUGUUAUGAUGGGGAGCUCACCCAGAUUCAACAUGUAUGGGUGUGACUUUGGGUGGGGAAAGGCAGAGGCUGUUCGAAGUGGGUUUGCAAAUAAGUUUGAUGGGAAAGUGUCUUCAUACCCAGGGCGCCAUGGAGUAGGAAGUGUGGACUUAGAGGUGAGCCUUCCACCAGAGUGUAUGAGUGCCCUCGAGUCUGACCCAGAGUUUAUGGACGCGGUGUCGCUUUCCCACCGCAACCACCACCAUCACCACCAAAUGCAUUAUUAA
Molecule: messenger RNA, 1431 nt
Organism: Telopea speciosissima
Lineage: Eukaryota; Viridiplantae; Streptophyta; Magnoliopsida; Proteales; Proteaceae
Exons: 1
Coding region: 31-1431 (466 amino acids)
Source: RefSeq, a predicted model, not a curated record